Molecule: messenger RNA, 1230 nt
Organism: Nicotiana tabacum (common tobacco)
Lineage: Eukaryota; Viridiplantae; Streptophyta; Magnoliopsida; Solanales; Solanaceae
Source: RefSeq, a predicted model, not a curated record
AUGGCAAAACAUAAUCAAGCAUGGCACUCAGAAGACACCACAGUUGGAAUUGCAUAUGGUUCUCCUUCCUUGACCACUAUGAUCAAGGAAAAUCAAGAGAGAGAUCAAGUGAUUACAGGGCUUGCCACAAAUUUCAAUGUGUUGACAAAGAUGUUCACUGAAAACCAAAUGAAGAAGAUAAAUGUGGAGGAGGAUGUGCAACCCAUAUCAAAUGAAGACUUUGAGGAGGCAAACUAUGUCAACAACUCUCAAGGAGAAAAGUCUGACACUUCUAUGAGGAACAUGACUGAGAUUGUUGGCUAUCAUACCGCAUCCAUUCAAAAAUUGGAGAUACAAAUGAGAGACCUCUCUAGCGAACAAAAUCCGAAGCAAAAAGGGAGACUUCCAAGUGACACAAUUGCGAACCCAAAGGGUAGUGGGAGUGGUCCAACUUCUCAUAUCAUGGAAAUUACUACUCGGAGUGGGAAGGUACUACAAGGAGGGAGUGAACAAGUGGUUGAAGUUGAAGAGUCCGAACAAGAGGUUGAGGUUGAAGAGCCAAGUGUUGUUGAAGUUGAAAAGGUUCCGGAAGAAUUGAAAGUGCAAGAAGAAAAUCGGGAAGAGGUAAAGGAAAAGGUAAAAGAGACACCAAAAACUCUACCCCCUAUUCCUAGACCUCGCCCUCCAUUCCCUCAAAGACUUGCUAGGAAGGUUGAUGAUAGUAAACUCGAAAAUUGUAUCAUUGCAACAUCCACCGUUCAAAAGAAAGAAGACCUGGGAGAUUUCACUAUUACAUGUACUAUUGGGGCAGAUGAUUUUGCAAGAGCCCUUUGCGAUAAUGGGGAUAACAUCAACUUAAUGCCUCUUUCCAUUUACAAGCAAGCAUGGUUAGUUAUGCCAAGGCCAACAAGUAUGAGAUUGCAAAUGGACGAUCGUUCCAUAAAGAGACCGGUGGGAAUUGUCGAUGACGUGCUUGUUAAAGUAGGAAAGUUUCAUUUACCCGCCGAUUUCGUAAUCCUUGAUUGUGCGGUCGACAAAGAGAUCCCUAUCAUUUUAGGGAGACCAUUCCUAGCCAUAGGAAGAGCACUAAUGGAUUUGGAACGGAAUGAGAUCAAAUUCCGUGUGAAUGAUAAACAGGUCACAUUCCAAGCAAGCAAGGGUAUGAAACUACCACAUGAAUAUGAAAGCAUCUCGGUGUUUGAUGUUGUUGAUGUAGUGGAAGAUACGGUUGAAAUGAAGAUGGAAGAAUAA